AUGCUCGCUGCUACUCUGUCGGCAUUCCUACUCGGACUGCAGUUCGCGUCUGCACUGCCCUAUAACCAAACUGCUGGAGCAGUCUCAGACAUUCAUCAUGUUCUCCACGAUCCACGCUCGGAUGUGUAUCAUGUCUAUCGUCAAGAUGGUUCACUCUAUGGACGAUUCGACCCAGAGACGUUCGCAAGAGAAGUCGAAUAUGAAAGCCUCCAAGCGCGAGCGGGCUCGUCGUGCACUGCUCUGAGCGUAGACGAAGCUAUGAAACUUCCUGGUUGGGGAAAGAUCGAGCAAUAUGCGAAAGACAAGUAUGGUACAGGAGGGUAUAAUCUCGAAACGAACCCAAAAGAUUAUCCGAACGCCCCUGCGACUGUCUGCAUAGAUAGCGAAGUCGUUCAAGUGAAGAUGACGGGAACACCCACCUGUAUAGAUGACAAUGCGACGAUCGCAGGGAAAAUGGUUGGCACGUCAGGAUCGGUCAAAUUGACGUUCCAACAGGGAUAUUCGAACUCUGGAACCUGGAGUGUCAGCAAAUCAAGCGCACUAGCCCAGGCCGUCACUUUCUCUGCAGAACUUUCCCUUCCCGAACUGGGCAAAGCUGGAGGCUCCUCAACGACGACUGCAACCUUCACGAACACCAUUUCCUCAGGAUUUACUACCACCGUAAACAAGCAAGCCACGCAGGAGAUGUCGAUGAAUGCACCAGCUGGCAAAUUCUGCAGUGGAACAAUGAAAUCACGAUCUUGCAACGUCAAUGGUCAAGGCAGAGUCCGCCUGAUCGCUAGUGGUUUCAUAUGCUUCAACUACAAGGACAAGCGAGCACCCGUCAAUGAUCGUAACGGUGCCAAGCACUAUAAGUAUGGUAUCAACAUCCUAAACGCCCUUAAGAACAAGGAUGACCGCUCUUCUUGGUUGGAUUUCACUGGCUCGAUGAAGGCCUCUUCGAAGUCAGAUUAUGCCGCCUCAUGCAAGUAA
Cyclocybe aegerita is the source of this 972-nucleotide messenger RNA. Lineage: Eukaryota; Fungi; Basidiomycota; Agaricomycetes; Agaricales; Hemipholiotaceae. The record is from the annotation of a GenBank genome assembly.